AUGGAAGUGGUUCCAAAAGUCCUCCAAGGCUUCUGGUUGCCUCCUCCGAACACCUUCUUCAACAUGCCCUCCCAGCAGCUCAGUAAAAUGGCGCCUCACAUAAAACUGUCUCCAAACCUGAAUGCCAGAGAGGCCUGCACCCAGCCAGCAGACGUGGUGGAUGGUGCAGAAGACAAACCCAGCCCUGCUGAAGCACUGCGAACUCCCGACAACACCGCCGUCCAGAAUGGCUUGAACCACAAGCUGGAUGAAGAAGGCGAAAAGCCCAUAUCCAGCUCAGAACCAGACUCUAGUGUGGCUCCAGCUCAACCACUCCCUCUGACCCCUGCUGCUGAGACUCCAGUCACUGCUUCCGUCCUGGAUGCUGAGAAGAUGAGUGAGGAACCCACCAGAGAACCAGACUCUGCCUUGGAUCCAGCUCAACCAGCUCUUCGGACCCUUGCAGACGAACCUCCUUUCAUCCCUGCAGCGCAGGAUGACCUGACCACCAGUGCUGAACAUCCUGCCAACUCCACCAUCCAAAAUGGUUUGAACAGUAGCCUGGAUGAAGCAGAGGAACAGUCAGCGCUCAGCCUAGAGUCUGCUGUUAUUUCUCCUCUACCUGCUCCUCUGACCCCCUAUCCCGUAACUUCUACCAGCGUCGCCCACAUCGCUGACGCCGCCAACACCUCCAACGCCCAGCAGCCAAUGCUCGGUCCAGAACCAGACUGCGCCUCUGUUACCACUCCUCCACCACCUUUGACCCCUCUUGCUGAUGAGUCUCGUGUCAUCUCUGCAGUACAGGAUGAGCUGAUCAUCACGCAGCAGCCAGUCAGGGUGGAGGAAUCUUUCAACACCACAACAGAGGUUAAAAAGACAGAGAUUAAAUGGCUUAGACACAAGCUGGAUAUGAAGAAAAGCCUGUCUCUUAACUCCGAACCAGACUCUGGUGUGGCUCAGCUCAACCACUCCUCGGCCCUGCCAGGAAUGGUCCACUGCUUCGUCCCUGGAUGCUGGGAAGAUGGUUUAAUCUACCCGCUCUGGCUGGAGCAAGGGACUGAUGGUAGUCUGCGUUAUUUCUCCUCCUCUGACCCCCUAUCGACCAACGACAGCCCGGCGCUGGCACAUGUUCUGACCAGCAACCAGCCAUUCGGUCAGAGCCAGGCUACGCCUCUUCCUCCUCCAUACCACCUUUGA
This is a messenger RNA of Xiphias gladius (swordfish), 1176 nucleotides long. RefSeq lists its product as uncharacterized. Bases 1 to 1176 code for a protein of 391 amino acids. NCBI's taxonomy places the organism in Eukaryota, Metazoa, Chordata, Actinopteri, Istiophoriformes, Xiphiidae. The transcript is spliced from 6 exons. The record is from RefSeq and is a predicted model, not a curated record.